AUGGCAAAGGAGAACAUGCGACAUUUGGCAGCGUUGGAUGGUAACAGAGUGGAAAAUAAACAGUUUCUUGAGCUUCUCAAGGAUACCUUACUUAGCCCUCGGUUCAACAGCAGCACUCCGUUCUCUACCGAUAAAGGUCCAGGUGCGUUAAAUGACGACAAGAUGCGUGUUUUGCUUUCCAAAGCUAGAUUUGAGUGGUUGGACGUGAUGUCAAAUCCUGCGGCAUCAUACCAAGAUCUGGUGGAUGCUCAUUGGUAUUGUGGAGUUGAUUACCGUGAACGCUGCAGAGAGCUGAAAUACGGGUUAGCACUUCGCAGGGAAAAAUGGACAGAAGUCAGCUAUCCGAAAAAGUAA
This is a messenger RNA of Cooperia oncophora, 354 nucleotides long. NCBI's taxonomy places the organism in Eukaryota, Metazoa, Nematoda, Chromadorea, Rhabditida, Trichostrongylidae. The record is from the annotation of a GenBank genome assembly.